UUUUGAAAGGCGCUCGUUCUAGUCAUGUCGCCGGUCUUACAGGACGCCAUGACCGUCCCGUCCGCGGCGGAGCUGGACUCCUUCAAGUACGGAGACCUGCAGAACUUGGCCAAGAGUCUGGGCCUCCGCGCUAACCUGAAGGCAGACAGGUUGUUAAAAUCUUUGAAAGCUCACCUCAAACUGGAAGCAAGGAAAGAAAAUAACAGUCAGGGUGAAAAAGAAACUGCAGCCUUCUGUGAUGAGACUGAGACACAGAUGAGCAGUCAGGACCACGCUGGGAAGGAGCCAGUUGUCCAUGUCACCAAAAGGAAAAGGCGCAGGCACAAGAGAGGCCAUGGGAAGCCUGACUCUCAGAAGCAGCCUGGCAGUAAGGGAAAGGUAGUGACUCCAGUUCCUCCCAGAGGAAGACUCCCUGUGGCCUGCACUCCCACACAAAAGUGCCACUCUCCAGGCCAGUCCCGCAACCCUGCAAGGCAGAGCGCAGUGUGUCUGAAGGGGUCAGUCAGGCGGACCACGCUCUCAGCAACCAAGAUGAACGUCAGGUUUUCAGCUGCUACUAAAGAUAACGAACAUAAGGGUUCACUGACCAAGACUCCAGCCAGAAAGUCUCCACAUGUGUCUCUAUCUGGGAUUACCCCUAAAAGCCAGGCUGUGCUCGGAACACCCAAGUUAAAGACCACCAAGGGGAAUUCUGCUUCUGUCAUUACUCCAUUCAAGUUGACAAGCAUGGCAAUGAAGACUCCAGUCUCCGAUAAGAAACCAGUGUUUGAUCUGAAAGCAAGUCUGUCUCGUCCCCUCAACUAUGAGCCACACAAAGGAAAGCUGAAACCAUGGGGACACUCUAAAGAAAAUAAUUCUCUCACUGAACAUGCAAGCAGAGUCAGCGUCUAUAAGAAAUCUUACAAACAGCCUCCUCUCCAAACCAGGGAAGAGCAACGGAAAAAGCGUGAGCAAGAACGAAAGGAGAAGAAAGAAAAGGUGUUGGGUGCCCGAAGGGGCCUCAAUAUGAUUAAAAACAACUAAUUUUUUAAUGUCUGGUUAAUAUUUCUUCAUUCCUGUUUUUCUUUGUAAAUAUUUUUCUACUGUCCCCCCUUCAUUAGUCAGAAGCUCUUGUUUCCCUGUUGACUUUUAUCUGUUAUCUAUGUACUGUCCCUGGGUUCUUCAGGUCCAAUAACUCUGAAAAGUUAUCAUCUUAAAGCUCAAAAAUUCACUAGGCGUGGGUGGCUCAUGCCUGUAAUCUUAGCUACAUAGAGGCUGAGACCCAAGUAUCAUGGUUUAGAGCCAGCUAU
Dipodomys ordii (Ord's kangaroo rat) is the source of this 1289-nucleotide messenger RNA. RefSeq names its product nucleolar and spindle associated protein 1 (gene Nusap1). Gene Ontology annotation, biological process: mitotic cytokinesis; mitotic chromosome condensation; establishment of mitotic spindle localization. The record is from RefSeq and is a predicted model, not a curated record. The coding region runs from base 25 to 1023 and encodes 332 amino acids. Gene Ontology annotation, cellular component: microtubule; mitotic spindle; nucleolus. The transcript is spliced from 8 exons. Gene Ontology annotation, molecular function: microtubule binding. Lineage: Eukaryota; Metazoa; Chordata; Mammalia; Rodentia; Heteromyidae.